Euleptes europaea (tarantolino) is the source of this 414-nucleotide messenger RNA. It is a transcript of the gene PIERCE1, whose product is annotated as piercer of microtubule wall 1. Gene Ontology annotation, cellular component: axonemal microtubule. The record is from RefSeq and is a predicted model, not a curated record. Gene Ontology annotation, biological process: axoneme assembly. NCBI's taxonomy places the organism in Eukaryota, Metazoa, Chordata, Lepidosauria, Squamata, Sphaerodactylidae. The coding region runs from base 1 to 414 and encodes 137 amino acids. The transcript is spliced from 3 exons.
AUGGCCCAAGGGGCCCCCCGCCCCGAAGCCCCCCCCGCCGCCGCCGAGGGGAGCCCCCCGGAAGGGCCCCGCACCAGCCAGGUCUACCGCGUGCAGGAGGGCCUGCCGCCCCGCUUCGACCACCCGGGCUGGUUCCGCGGCUACCGAAUGAAAGAACGCAACCCAUUGUUCAGAACAACUAACAUGGACUACGGCGGAAAACCACCCACCGUACAUGAAAUGCCGACCUGCUUCCAUGCCAGCCCACACACCUUCACGGAUCAUCUCAUCAAGUUUGGCAUGUACAGGAAUACCGGGAUCAACACCUCUACAGAGAAGAGUGAGGUGACUGGCCCAGACAACUUCAUCACUUGCUUUGACACGUUCAACUUCCACCCCAGUUACAGGACGGGCGGCCCCUCCUUCUGCGAGUAG